This is a messenger RNA of Brassica napus (rape), 1771 nucleotides long. Its product is annotated as aspartic proteinase 36-like. The transcript is spliced from 10 exons. The record is from RefSeq and is a predicted model, not a curated record. The coding region runs from base 114 to 1508 and encodes 464 amino acids. NCBI's taxonomy places the organism in Eukaryota, Viridiplantae, Streptophyta, Magnoliopsida, Brassicales, Brassicaceae. Gene Ontology annotation, biological process: proteolysis. Gene Ontology annotation, molecular function: aspartic-type endopeptidase activity.
UCUUUGUCCUAAACCUCACGCCACCGCCAAAGCUAACACUUUUUUCUCUCUUUACCUUUUUCCUUUUUUUGUUUCUAAAUUAAUAAGUUUGGAAUAUUAGUCUUUGACGGAGAAUGGAUCUCACGCGGAGACAUUGGUCUUUGUCGGCGAUUUUCCUCUCGGCAGCACUCGCGACGCUGCUGAUUUCGCCGCGGUUAUCAGCGGCGGCGACGGAGAACUUGGCAUUCAAAGUUCGAAGCAAGUUCGCCGGGAAAAUAGAAAAGGAUCUCGGAGCCCUCAAAGCUCACGAUGCUCACCGUCACUCCAGACUCCUCUCCGCCAUCGAUCUCCCUCUCGGCGGCGAUAGCCAGCCUGAGUCCACGGGUCUAUACUUUGCUAAAAUUGGACUAGGAACUCCAUCAAGAGACUACCAUGUCCAGGUCGAUACAGGAAGUGAUAUCUUAUGGGUGAACUGUGCUGGAUGCAUCAGUUGUCCUAGGAAAAGUGAUUUGGUAGAUCUAAAGCCUUAUGAUUCAGAUGCUUCCUCCACCGCAAAGUCUGUUUCUUGUGAUGACAGCUUCUGCUCUUACGUUAACCAAAUAUCUCAGUGCCAAUCAGGCUCCACUUGCAAAUACAUCAUCCAAUACGGAGAUCAAAGCUCCACUAGUGGUCACUUAGUGAGAGAUGUUGUGCAUUUGGAUUUAGUCACUGGUAACCGUCAGACCGGUUCUACCAACGGAACCAUCAUCUUCGGGUGCGGGUCUAAACAGUCUGGUCAGCUCGGUGAAUCAGUCUCUGCAGUUGAUGGGAUAAUGGGAUUUGGACAGUCCAAUUCAUCGUUUAUAUCUCAGUUAGCUUCUCAAGGGAAGGUGAAAAGGACUUUUGCACAUUGCUUGGAUAACAAAAACGGAGGUGGAAUCUUCGCCAUUGGAGAAGUUGUCUCGCCGAAAGUGAAGACUACUCCUAUGCUCUCUAAAUCAGCUCAUUAUAGUGUUAACCUCAAUUCAAUAGAAGUUGGUAACUCAGUUUUGCAACUUUCUUCCGGAGCCUUUGAUUCAGGAGAUGACAAAGGAGUCAUUGUUGACAGUGGUACUACUUUGGUCUAUCUUCCCACGGCUGUUUAUAAUCCGUUAAUCAAUGAGAUCUUGGCUUCACAUCCAGAGCUCAACUUGCAUAAGGUUCAAGAUGCUUUUACUUGUUUCCGUUAUACCGACAAUUUAGAUCGGUUCCCACCUGUGACAUUUCAGUUCGACAAGUCGGCUUCCUUGACAGUGACUCCUCGGGAUUAUCUCUUCCAAAUUCAAGGAGACACAUGGUGUUUAGGCUGGCAAACCGGUGGAUUGCAGACUAAAGAUGGAGGAGAAUUGUCAAUUCUUGGAGAUAUGGCGCUUUCUAACAAGUUAGUUGUCUAUGAUAUCGAAAACCAAGUUAUUGGAUGGACCAAUCACAACUGCUCAGGAGGAAUACAAGUGAAGGAUGAACAAAGUGGAGCAGUCUACACAGUUGGUGCACACAAUCUCUCAUGUUGAGUUUGAAAGAGAAAGAGAUUGAAGCAAUCAACAGGAAAUAUUCCCCCAACAGACGGACAAAAUUAAGUCCCGGGGAGGGGGGGUUCAUGGUAUCACAGACACAAAGCCGUUAUUACAUACAUGUGAUUGUGUUUUCACUUUCUUUACUGACAAUACCAAAACAGAAAGAAAGACAUAAAUAGAAAAACAAAACUGACAAGAGUUUAUGUUCCAAACCAAUGAAUGUCGACUCAAAGAAUAAGAGAAUGUAGAAAGGUGGGAAA